This is a messenger RNA of Antechinus flavipes (yellow-footed antechinus), 7572 nucleotides long. It is a transcript of the gene GNB5, whose product is annotated as G protein subunit beta 5. The transcript is spliced from 11 exons. The coding region runs from base 305 to 1366 and encodes 353 amino acids. The record is from RefSeq and is a predicted model, not a curated record. Gene Ontology annotation, biological process: G protein-coupled dopamine receptor signaling pathway; G protein-coupled receptor signaling pathway. Lineage: Eukaryota; Metazoa; Chordata; Mammalia; Dasyuromorphia; Dasyuridae. Gene Ontology annotation, cellular component: heterotrimeric G-protein complex; cytoplasm. Gene Ontology annotation, molecular function: signaling receptor complex adaptor activity; protein binding.
GGCCGUUCCCAGCCUCCUCCACUUCGCUAAGCAACCCGAGUCUGGGGAGGGGCCGUCUCCCCAGGGACUCCGGGGCAGCCUGGAGGAAAAGCGGCUCCCCAUCCACCGGCAGCGUCACAGUGACGGGAAAGGGAGGAGGGAGGGAGGAAGUAGAGGCCAGUCGCUCAGGGAGACAGCAGCUGGAGCUGCAAUAGCCACAGCAUCAGCAUCAGCCCCCGCCCUCUCUCCUCCCACUCCUGUUCUCCUCCUCCUCACCUCUCUUCUCUCUUCUCUCAACCCCCCGCUGGCCCCGCGACCCGGAAAGAUGGCAGCCGAGGGGCUGCACGAGAACGAGACCCUGGCAUCUCUGAAGAGCGAGGCCGAGAGCCUUAAGAGCAAACUGGAGGAGGAGCGGGCCAAGCUGCACGAUGUGGAGCUGCAUCAGGUAGCUGAACGAGUGGAGGCCCUGGGUCAGUUUGUGAUGAAGACAAGACGAACACUCAAAGGCCAUGGGAACAAAGUCCUCUGCAUGGACUGGUGUAAGGACAAAAGGAGGAUCGUGAGCUCUUCUCAGGAUGGGAAGGUGAUAGUAUGGGACUCAUUCACAACUAAUAAGGAACAUGCAGUGACUAUGCCCUGUACCUGGGUGAUGGCAUGUGCCUAUGCUCCAUCAGGAUGUGCCAUUGCUUGUGGUGGCUUGGAUAAUAAAUGUUCUGUGUAUCCACUGACCUUUGACAAAAAUGAAAAUAUGGCUGCUAAAAAGAAGUCUGUGGCAAUGCAUACCAACUACCUUUCAGCCUGCAGCUUUACCAACUCGGACAUGCAGAUCUUGACUGCUAGCGGGGAUGGGACCUGUGCCCUGUGGGAUGUGGAGAGUGGGCAGCUUCUACAGAGCUUUCAUGGACAUGGAGCUGAUGUUCUCUGCCUGGAUCUGGCCCCUUCAGAAACAGGAAACACCUUUGUGUCUGGGGGAUGUGACAAAAAGGCCAUGGUUUGGGACAUGCGUUCUGGCCAAUGCAUCCAGUCAUUUGAAACACAUGAAUCUGAUAUCAACAGUGUCAGAUAUUAUCCCAGUGGAGAUGCCUUUGCUUCUGGUUCAGAUGAUGCUACGUGUCGCUUGUAUGACCUACGUGCUGAUAGAGAGGUGGCAAUUUACUCCAAAGAGAGUAUUAUAUUUGGAGCAUCCAGUGUGGAUUUCUCCCUCAGUGGUCGCCUAUUGUUUGCUGGUUACAAUGAUUAUACCAUCAAUGUCUGGGAUGUAUUGAAAGGAUCAAGGGUAUCCAUCCUAUUUGGACAUGAAAAUAGAGUUAGUACCCUACGUGUUUCCCCUGAUGGAACAGCCUUCUGCUCAGGAUCAUGGGACCACACCCUGAGGGUUUGGGCCUAAUCUGUAGUAUGUCUCCUAACAAUGUGAGCCAAUAUAUCAGAUAAGCUAUGGAAUAUAAUUUGAAAUACUCACCUGCAAUUUCACAUGCUAAGGAAACAUCUUGGUAAUUGAAACCCAUCAAAUGUCUCUGUAUGCCAUCCCAUAUUGAUAUUUAAAAUUUGUCUACUAGAGAUUUUAAGCCUAUACUGCUUUGAUAGUGUCAUCUUAAAGUAUAAUGCUUUCUUUCUCUUGAUUUUAAUUAUCUAUAAUUAGGAAUUAUUUAUUCAACAAAUUAAGCUUUUCUCUAAAAGCAUUCUAAGACCAAAUUUAUUAUUUCACAUAUCCUAUAUGAUUUGGACUAACUUAAUUCAUUUUAGAGCAGUUAAAAAUAUCAGCUACCGAUUAUAUCUGGAUACAGCUUGACUUUUGAAAGCUUCCUGUGAGAAUUAUGGAUUUCAGGUAAUGAGUUAGAACACACUUUGGAUGGUUUGUAAGGCAGUAUUGUUGGAAGUUUAUCCUAAUAUGACCACAUAGUAUCAGUUAUAAAAAAGAAAAGUCUAGUGAUAAGGUCUUUCUUAUUAAGAAUGACUAAAGACUCUUUUCCAUCUUUUCUAAUUAUCUUUUUAUAAAAAACAGCUUUCACUAGUGUGAACUUAAUUCAAUAAAGCAGACAUGUAUAGGGAAGUAUGUGACCUUCUUUGAGGUCCCUGCCUCUACUUUCCUUCCCCCUCUUCUAUGAGGGUUUAGAAAAAGCCUGAAGACCUCUUUUCCAGAGUCACCUGUGGAUCUCUUUGCAAGGAAAUAGAUUACCUCAUGAGAGUUUUCAUCUAGGGCAAGAAUGCCAGUUCUACACAGUUUCUUUUCCUUGCAAAGUUGAAAAGCUUAAAAAUACAUAUUAUUAAUAAGCUUCAUAAAGCUCUAAGCUUCUAGGCAAUCCCCAGCCUAAUAAUUAAGAAUAUCAAUCAGUUGAAUUUGAUAGUCAGUUAUCACCAGGCUUCCUUAUCACACUUUCUAUAGCAAAAACAUCAACUCAGGGCAAAAUUUAAAUUAUUUUAUUUUUAUUAGCAAUCCAUCAUUAAAAAUACAAAUAGCUAGUCAGCAGAAUUUCAAAUGGAACAAAGAAACUAUACCAUCUAUUGAAAUAAAAAGGAAGAAACAAAGUUGGAUAAGUCUACCAUUGUUCCAGAAGUUUUUUUAUACAGAUAGGGUUCAGACACUCCCUGUUAGAUUCUCUUGAUCUGGUCAACAAACCGGGAAAAGAUAAAGGCUCCAACUUCAGGUCAGAGUCAGUCGACAUCUUUCAUCCAAUAUUGUUCAUCCUCUCCUGUGAUCUAUCCCCAACUCUGCGUUUCUCUGCAGAGAGAUCUAAAAGUGGCCUUCACGUCAGAAAAACUCCCCACCUUAGUUCUGAUCCUGAGAGAGCUGCUUCUCUUCUCCAUCUGCAGAGAACUAUGAUUCCUGGAUCUUUAAGAAGGAUCCAAACUUCACCAGAAUGACUAUUAGAUGUGUUAGGUAACUCAAGGUAUCAUCUUCUUAGGUAUGUUUACCCUCUUUUUGCAUUUGUUUUCGAUUCAAGGAGAUAUUCAGUGCUAAAUAUUAGUGUAGUUGUGAUACUAUUUCUCUCCCCCUCCCCCAAAUAAACAAAAUCUUUUCUGUAGAAAGAGGAAAAAAAGAAAAACUUUAAACUAGUAUUAGGUUCAUGUUUUUAUAAACAUUGUUUCAUUCAAUUGUAUUUGGUCUAUAAGAAUUAGAUUCAUGUGACGUAUCUGUUGAAGGUGAAUCAUAUAAGCUAACUGAGGAUUUCUAAAUAAUGAUUAACUUACUUUCUCCAUGUGUUUAGAUGUCAAUCGACAAUUAUUUAUUAAUUUCUGAGUCCUAGGCAUUCAAAGACAAAAAAAAAUUCUUUCCUCAAGAUACUCAUAUUCUAUCAAAAUUACAAAUCCUUCAAAUGUUUAUGUAAAACAUACAUAAUCUACUAAAGAAGAUGAAAUAAUCCUUUUGUUAAUUGUCUGCUUAAUAAAAAAAGACUCCUCCCAAAUGGAGCUGGAUGAGUCAGUCUUGCAAAUAACCAGUCCCUGACACUUAAAAAUACUUCCCUGGAUUCAUGGAUUAACUGGUAUGUAGAUGCUAGGUUCCAAAGCUGAAUGUAUUCCUUGUGGAGGUGAUCCAGAACCAUGUUCUGCAGCUCUGAAACUAAAUUCUGGUUACUUGUCAUGGCUAAAUACUAUUUAUUUAUUAUGUCAUUCCUCUCAACAGUGUGCCAGGUCUUGGCAUCUAAUGGCUACUCCAAAAGCAAAGCUCAUACUCACCCUUUUUAAAAACAGAACUUUUUACUUUAUCUUCUAUUUUUACUUCACCAAACAUUUCCCAGUAUUUCUCUCCUUCCUCCUUCCCAAAAAGCUAUUUCAUAUAACAAAGAAUUAUUAGGAAGGAAGAAAGGAAGGAAGGGAAGAAAGGAAGAAAGGAAGGAAGGAAGGAAAGAAAGAAGGAAGGAAGGAAGGAAGGAAAGAAGGAAGGAAGGAAGGAAAGAAGGAAGGAAAAAUUUCAGCAAAAUUAAUUAAUACAUUGAAGAAGUCAGAAAAUAUACACAGUGUUCAUAGAUAGACCUCUCACCUAUGUACCUCCCACUUCUCUGAGACAAGUGUCUUCUCUUAUUUCUUCUUUGGUGUCAUGCUUUUUCUCUACAAUGGAUAGAAGAUAUACCCUUAACUAAACAAGGGAUAGAAUUGUAAUUACAAAAAAUAAAUAAUUUUGAUUAUAUGAAAUUUAAAAGCUUGUACACAAACAAAAUUAAUGCAUCAAGGUUAAAAAGGGAAACAGUUUCAUGGAAAAAAAUCUUUAUAUCAAAUUACUCAAAUGAGAGUUUGGUAUUCAAGAUAUAUAAAUAACUAAUAGGGAGGUGUGUGUGUAAAAUCAAAAGUCAUUUCCCAACAGAUAAGUGGUCUAAGGAUUUGAACACAGAAUUCUUAUAAAUACUAUAGGAAAAAAUGCUACAGAUUACUAAUAAUAAGAAACAUGUACAUCAGAACAACAAGUUUUACCUCAUACUCAGCAAAUUGACAGAAAUGACAAAAGAGAGGAAGAGUCAUUGUUGGAAAUACUGUAUAAAGGAAAAUACAAUAGUAGGUAGUUAGUGGAGUGAUGAAUCAAUACAACCACUUUUGGAAACCAAUUUGGAAUUAUGUAAAAUGAUUAAAAUGUCCAUUUUACUAAUAAACAUAAUCCCCAAAGAGAUCAUUAAUAAGAAGAAAGUCACCAAAUACAGAAGAAUAUUUCUAUCAGCACCUCUUAGUGAUAUUAAAGAACUGGAAACAAAGUAUGUACCCAAUUACUGGAGAAUUGUGGUACAAGUAUGUAAGGAAAUAUUGUACUGUAAUAAAUGAUAAAUAUGGUGACAAUAGAGAGGCAUGGAAAUAUUUACUUGAACUAAUUGAGAGUGAAGUAGGUCCAAAGAAACCUAGAUAUACAAUUACUACAAUAACAUAAAAGCAACCACAACAAUAAUAACCACAAAGCAAUGAAAAGUGAAGUGAGAAACCCAAAGUACUCUCACUUUUUCCAUUUCUGGGAAGCAAUCUCCCAUGAUUUCCUACACAAAUGGGCUUUGUGUCCUAAUCCCCUCUUUCUGGAAAAAAAAGAUUAAAUUCCAAAAGACUCAUCAUCAUGUUUGGCUAUUAUACAAUGGCUUUUUUUUCUUUUUUGCCAUAAAACCAGGUAAUUAUUAGCUAUGAAGUUAUAGAAGGACUGAUGUAAAUGUUAUUGAUUGAAGAAUGAAAGGAAGACCAUAAAGAAGGAAUGAAAGAUACAGGAUUUAUCAUUACCUUAAUCAAGCAACUAAUAAUUAUUUAUUAUCCAUUAACAUACUGGUGUGCAAGGUACCAUGCUAAACAUUGAGGAUUCAAGGCAAAAAUAAAUCAGUCCCUCUUGUCAUGGAAUUUACAUAAUAGUGAGGAGAAAAAAAAGAAAACGUAAUACAUAUAUCUAAUUUAAAAGGUAGUCAUAUUAUAAAUGAAUUGACCCUAUUUUUUAAAAAUAAGCAAGUACAGUUUUAUGUUUUAAGUGUCUAAAUGAUUAGAAAAUUUACUUCAACUUUUCCAACAUUUUAAAGCUUUUUUUUCUAACUUGAAUAUGCUCUUUUUCAUGAAAAAGUAGGAUUGUGUUGUUAACUUUAUAGUAUUGUGGUUUCUCCAUUUUUCAGAUUUUGCCAAGUCUUUAAAAAACAAAACAAAACACUAAUGCCCUCCUUUCCUUGAAUCAAGUCAGCUAUGUUUUUCCACUGCCAUAGCCUUUUAUAUCACUUAACAUCACAAGAAGCAAAAAAUAAACAUGGCAGCAAUACAGUCAAGCAGUUCACUUAUAAGUUGCUAUAAGUCCAACUGACACUGGUUAGCAUCUGUUUCCAGAAACAACUCCGGUCAAAUGCAGAGUACCCAGUGAUUCCCACCAUUCUGGUCUUCCAAAAUCAGACCCAGGCAUUCUUUCGGGAAGUUGAGUCAUCCCUUCUUGAAAACUGUAUCAGACUCCUCAGGAACUUUCCAAAUUGCUUAUAACCUGAUUACCUGGGACCAGGCUCAGGAAGCAAUGGGGAGAAAGUCUAUCGACAGACCCCCUCUGUAAGAGGAGGGCAGCAGCAGUUCCCUGUUUCUGAACGGCACCAGUUAGUUAUUGAGUUCAUUUUCCCCCCUUUGCUUUUUCCUCCCAUCUGCCUUUUUUAGAUGAGGCAAGCUGCUUAAGUAUAGAAGUAGUUGUAUUGUGUAUAUGUGUAUUUUAAGGGACACAAAAACAAAACACCAAAAACAAAGACAAGAAACCAUACUUUUAUUUUAUUAUCCAAGUCACCUAUGUGCUUUUCAAGAGCCUCAGUAAUUUUGUUCAACUUUUUGCUCAGCAGAAAAAUAAACUGAGCAGCUUUCUUAAAAAAGAAAGUAAAGUGGAAUAAAUAUAAAAACAAAACAAAUAAGCAUAAGCCAAAGAAAAGAUAUGAGAAGAUGAGAGGUCUCUAGGAUGGAACUUUGCAUAUAUUUUUAGAUUUUCUUAAUGUAUUAAUCAGGUUUUUUAAAAAAUUCUUUGUUACUUGAAAUGGCUCUCUAGGGGGGAUGAGGGUUAGAUAUACUUGGAGAAAUUUAGGUGAUGAAGGAACAAAAGGUAUUUAUAAAUUUUAUUUUAAAAAGAAAAAAAUGCAUUCAAUUUUUUUAUAUGCCAGCCAACAUUAAUAGUCAAAAUACAACCACAAAAUAGAUAACUCAGUGUUUGGAUAGACAAUCAAAACUGUCAGUCAAAUCAGCUUCUCAAUGAGACACAUGUAUAUUCACAUAUAAAUAUACUCAUGUAUUCAUUCACAUGACAUAUGUGUUCAUACAAAUAUAUGCAUAUGUAGUGUGGUAGAAUUUAGACCUAUUUUAGAAAUUAUCUAGUCUAAUCCUCUCAUUUUAUAGAUGAGAAAACUGAGGCCCACAGAGGUUGUGACUUGGAUCACACAGCUGUUAAGUAGCAGAGGGAGGAUUUGGAUCUAGAUCCUCUCACUCUAAAUCCAGUGCUCUUGGCACUAACCCAUGCUGCUAAACUAAUGUGAACAUCAUAAUAGGUUCCCCCCAUAUUUGUAUCUCAACCAUUUCCCCCAGUUAAUUUGCCUUCACUCUCCUUGGCUCUCCAAGAACAGACCCCUUAUGUAUUUAGGUUCAUCACUCCAGUUGACAAUAGGGCAAAGAGUAUAUUCCUAAAUAUGCCCCAGAGAGUGUUGAAUUAUUCCCAGGAUUUCUAUAUGGAACCCAGAUGCUAGCCUAGAUGCUCUGAAUCGAGGCUGUAAGAAUGGAGCCAUCCUCCCUUCCAGUAAGUGGAGGAGGUCAGUUGCAAAGAAAGGAAUGAAAUGGGAAUACUUUAACUCUCUUUGGGGGUGGCUGAGUACGUGUGAAAAUCUUAUUUUCUUGACUAACUCAAUUACUUAAAUGUAGAUGGUCCCUCCAGCACUUCUUUCCCAUCAAAAGUCAACUCAACCAUUCUGCCACAUUAUGAAGAAUGAUCCUUUUGACAAAUAAGAUGCACUAUGAUGAAGUUUAUGACAUACCAUAGAAAAUUUGUCUUGUGAAUGAGUUGCUUACACUGUAUUUAAUCUUAAGAUGAAUGAUAUUUAGUAUUUAUUGAAAAAAUAUUUGUUUUGAAAUCUAUACUGUGUUGAAACCCAUGGAUGGCCUAAAUGUAAUAAAUUGUAUUUUACAUAUUGAAAAUAA